AUGCCCGUUGUCGGCUCCAUCGGGAGCCAAAAGGCCUUCGACGCAGACAUCGGCAACCGCCACCUAAUCUACGACUACGACGUACCAGGCAACAACACGUCCUCCGGCAACCCGGAAAAGUGGCGCUACGAGAUGUGGUUCUACAACGCGGACCGGAUCGUGUACGCGAUCCACGGCGGGCCCAUGGCCGGCCGCUACAACUACCAGGCCGCGACGUACCAGUGUAUCCGGCCGGGCGAGCUGUGGCAGUGCAACUGGCUCGAGGAGACGGGCACCAUGUGCAGUCUCGUGUACGACAUCAAGGAGGGCCGCAUCACGACCAUGCUGGGGUUCUCCAAGGGCCACUGGGAGUGUCCCGAGCAGGCGCAUGGGGAUAAGCGGAAUAAGCAGGAUUUGGAGAGAUGGAGGGGGCUGGCGAGGAUGGGGAACCAGGCGGAAAGAACGAUGCUUUGUGAGCAGGCCGAUGUUGUGGAGGAUUUUCGGGGUAGGGGCGAGUUAAAGGAGAUCGAGAUGAGUUGGCCGACUAUGUGA
Anthostomella pinea is the source of this 531-nucleotide messenger RNA. The record is from the annotation of a GenBank genome assembly. NCBI's taxonomy places the organism in Eukaryota, Fungi, Ascomycota, Sordariomycetes, Xylariales, Xylariaceae.